CCACCAGCCCUUGUCACCCAAUGGCUUGUCAAAACGGUGGUAAAUGCGUGGAGAACUUAAUAAAAUGGUCAUACAAGUGUAUUUGUACAGAGAAAUAUACAGGAAAUCAUUGUGAAGAUGAUGUAGACGAGUGUUUCAACAUUCCCUGUCAGAACGGUGGGAAAUGUAUCAACAGAAAUGGCGAUUAUCGAUGUGAUUGUAACCAUGGAAACAGUGGCAAGAACUGUCAUUUAGAUUGCAAGGUCAACAAAGUUGAUCUGGGGAUUCUAAUUGAUGGCUCUGCUAGCGUGCAGUUCUACGGAAAGGACAACUUUCAGAUUAUUAAAGAUUCUAUAAAAACCUUUAUACGAACAUUCAAUGUGUCAAGUGGUUUAACACGUGUUGGAGUUAUCGUUUUCUCCACAAAUGCCACAGCAGUGUUUAAACUGGACAGUUACACAACUCAGUCAGACGUUGAACAGGCGAUUGAUAACAUAACGUAUCCUGCUGGCGGCACAUAUACUGGAAAAGCCUUAACAAAGGCUGCAGAAGAUUUGUUUGGCCCAAACUCGGUACGAUCAAGCAAUGUUUCCAAAAUCCUGGUCGUAGUUACAGAUGGUGUUUCCACGGAUGACGUCACUCAGCCAGCCGCGCUACUCAAGAACAUUAACGUGGUCCCUUAUGUUGUUGGAAUUGGUUCAAACUAUGAUGUUUCCCAGCUCGAGCAGAUAGCUGUUAAUGCCACGAAUCGGGUUUUCAAAACUGAAUUUAACUCACUUUCGGAAACUUUUAUCAGACUUAGAGGAAAGAUCUGUCAGGAUUUGGAUAAAUGUGCGGAUAAUCCCUGUAGGUUUGGUGGUGUUUGCCAAAAUAAUGGUUUGAAUUGUACGUGCGCGCAAGGUUUCCAAGGAGCAGAAUGUUCUGAAGAUGUAAAAGAAUGCUCAAACGUAAGUUCCAACUGCACUUUUGGAAAACGUUGCACUGAGACCUUUGGUGGGUUUGAAUGUACAUGCGCUAAUAGUUCUCUGUACGGUGAGAAUUGCACCAGAGAUUGCAGCAACAAUGGCUCCACAGUACUGUUUCUUUUGGACAGAGGAAAAAAUGUAGGACAAGACAACAUAAAGCAUCAAAUCGAGUUAAUCAUCUCGGUGGCAUCUUCCAUUUCUAUCGUAGACGUUGCAGUCAUUUCCUAUGCAACUGAUGCUGAUAUUGUCAUCAGACCUGGGCAAGCAUCGAACUUAACCGAAUUUUCUGAAACUUUACGCAGCGCGAAUUAUUCCAUGGGUUACAUGAAGAACUUGGGUGUAGCAUUACAGAAAGCUCAAGUGAUUGAAGAAAUUUAUAACCACUCAAAACCAGCAGUCGUAGUUGUGAUGAUAAUGGGGAAAUCAAAUGAUGAUGAAGCGCCAUAUGCGGCAGAAUUGAAACAAAGAGGUGUUACUGUUGUAGCUGUACCCUUGGAUAACAAUUAUAAUCUAGCAGAGUUGAACUUGUUGGUGUCAAAGCCAUCUACGGACCACAUUUUGGCGACGGACGUUUCAAAUUUGAAGCAUUUCGUUAGUAGAACAAGAGACGCGGUUUGCAAAGCUUGGAAACCAUGCACCAGCUCAGACUGUCCGCCUACGCACGAAUGUAAAAAUAAUUAUGGACAAGAUGGAGGGUUUCGCUGUAUUCCGCCCCCCUCUGUGUGUGAGCCUAACCCUUGCAAGAAUGGAGGAAAAUGUCAAAUUGUCGGCUACAACGUGCACAAUUGCACUUGUCCAGCAGGGAUCGGAGGUGUGAACUGUACGGAAGAUAUCGUAAACGAAUGUGAUUCAGCACCCUGCAAAAACGGCGGGACUUGCCGGAAUCUCCUGGGGGCUUUUACAUGCAAUUGUACAGAGGAAUUUUCUGGAAAGCGGUGCGAAAUUGCUUGUUCAAGUCAACGAUUCAAUUUGGUCUUCUUGGUCGACGGAUCUGGUAGCAUAGAACUCCAAGGAAAGGGAAACUUUCAACGUUCCAAAGACUUUUUGAUUGCUCUCGUACGAGAAUUUGAAAUUGGUCCGGACCAAACCAACGUUGCCACUGUUCUGUAUUCGCAACACUAUCGCAUCAUCCAUCACUUAGAUACCUUUAAAACAUUGGUUGGAGUAGAGAACGCAAUUCAAGGCAUGGGUUUUCCAUCAGGUGGUACACGUACUGGGCAAGGUUUAAACGUGAUCCGCAACGAGAUAUUAAAAAAUUUAGGAGCUGCCAGAGAAGAUGUUCCUAAAAUUGUGGUUGUUUUGACUGAUGGAUUGUCUAAAGACAGUGUAGUUGGUCCAUCUCGUGCUCUCCGAGAUAUGGGAGUGACAAUUAUUACUGUCGGUGUUGGCUGCUGUUUUUACAAGCCUGAGCUAAACGAGAUGGCUACGGAUCCUGAUAAAGAUCACGUUUUUGAAGCUAAAUUUUCAGAUCUACCAAAAAUUGUGGAGUCUCUUCGUGAAAAGAUUUGUUCUGCUGUAGACGUUUGCAGAAAUAAUCCGUGUGAGAAUAACGGAACUUGUAGCAGCUUACGGGAUGGUUUUCAAUGUAAUUGUUCAUCAAGUUGGACAGGAAAGAAUUGCUCAAUUGAUGUCGAUGAGUGUUCUACCAAUGCGACAAAAUGCAAUGAAAACCAAGCUUGUCAUAACUAUCCUGGAGGAUCAAGUUGUCUUUGUAGUGACAGCCGAUAUGGUUAUAACUGUACCAUGCGUUGCAAUCAAACCAAGGCUGAUGUUGCUUUCCUCGUGGAUAGCUCUGCUAGCAUUAACCAGGGAGACAAAAAUAACUAUCAACGAAUCAAAGAUUUCAUCGCAGGAUUUGUCAAGUCUGUAGCUAUUGGACAGAACGACACCAGAAUUGGACUUGCCACCUUCUCCUCGCAAAACAGUUUUAGAGUUCAUUUCAAUUUUACUGAAUAUUCCGCCACGGAAGAGUUGGUCAAUGCUGUACAGAGCAUUCCUUAUGACGCAGGUGGCACUUAUAUGGGCGCCGCCUUGACUCGAAUAAGAACAGAUAUCUUCAGCAUGGCCAGAGAGGGAAUUCCCAAAAUUCUCAUCAUUUUAACAGACGGUAAAUCGCAAGACAAAGUGUCAGUUCCAUCGAAAAGUCUACGCGAUGAAGGUGUUCAUAUCAUCUCAAUUGGUGUUGGUAAUGCUGUGUACAGUGAGCUCGCAGAUAUGGCGUCUGAACCUGAUAAUGAGAAUAUCUACAAAGCAACGUUUGAUUCUCUUAGUAACAUUUUUGGAACUUUACAGGAAACUGUUUGCAAAGUUGUACAAAACAAUACAGACCCUUGUCUAAGCAAUCCAUGUCAGAAUGGAGGAAAAUGCGAACGUUUCACCAAUAAAUUUAAUUGUACAUGCUUAGCUGGUUUUACUGGAGACAAAUGCGAGACAGUUAAAAAACUCGACAAGUGUACUCCUUCGCCGUGCUUAAAUGGCGGACGAUGCGCAAACACUAAUCAGACCUUCCGCUGCUUCUGUGCACUUGGUUACUAUGGAAACCGCUGCGAGUCAGGCUGUGGAUUUAGGGAGCUGGGAUUGAAGAUACCCAAUACGCGUCGAAUCCCAGACAAACACGUGACUUCAUCUUCCCAGAGGAACACAGGUCACUCUGCUCAUCGCGGAAGGAUUGGUAUCGAAGUUAUGGGAACGUGGGAUGACGGGUGGUGCUCAUCGCAAACAGACACAACGCCUUACAUGCAAGUGUUCUUUGGUGCGUAUAUGUAUUUCAUCUCUUCAGAUCAGGAAAACUUCAAAGCUAACACAAGGAUUUCCGGGAAAAAUGUUUCUCUCCACGGAACAAGCGCUCAUUUUGUUCGAAUUCAUCCACUUAAUCACACUGGAUUGUUUGCAUGUUUGCGGGUAGCGAUGUACGGUUGUGACAAAGGAGGCGACUUCCAAGAAUUCCCAACCACUUUGGCGGAGAGGCUUGACAAUGCUGCUUUCGCCAAGGACCCACUGUUUGAUACGCAUUUAGCUGCUAUACCAAUUGCAGUGUUUGUGUUCCUCUUAUUGAGUUCGUUAUUUUUCCUUUUGCUUCCUCUUAGGACUCCUUCUCCGUCAGGGCCGUCAGUGAGAGAAAAUAUAAUUCGAUUCGAACAAGAACCACCUCAGCAUGGCGCUAUUCCGCUUGUCCCUACAUAUGAAGUUCAGUCCCUCAGCAUGGAACUCGGAGAAGAGCCUAUUUUGCAAGUGGAGGGUGUUAAUACCGCCUCGAACGACGCGAUUUUCUCCUACGACAACAAGUGUACUUUAGCACCAGGAAUUUUAUCUUUCCAUAUAUCUUUUGCACCACGGAAACGAAGCAGAUCGGUAUAUGUAACGGUCCUCAAUUUGCGCUUGGCGCUUGAUAUUACUUUAUAUGCGAUAAUUCACGUUUCUAAAAUACGGUUCUUCUGUGCCAUAGUUCUGGGUGAUUCUCAGUCCUGUUCGAACGAAGGCGCCAAAGUCUCAGACUAUUGCGGUGAUACAUGUUACUGCAUUGGUGGUCAAAUUCAAAACUGCUGCCGAGUGCGAAAGGAGUUUACUUCUAUGACGGAAGCCGAGCGGAUACUGUACGUCAACACCGUUUGGAAAGCUUCAACCGAUCUUCAAUUUCAAAAUGAGUACCAGAAACUUAUAUCCAUGCACCAAAGAUUGUUUCCAACAGGAAUUCAUCAAAAGGAUCAGUUUCUACCAUGGCAUCGUUGGUACAUUCUUCAAUAUGAAAACCUGUUGCGCCGAGUCGAUUGCCGAGUAACCGUGCCUUAUUGGGACUGGAGUAUUGUCUCCAUGACACCCUGGCACACAGACAAAACAAGAGUUUGGUAUAGCGGACCCUCUGGAUUGGGAGGCAAUGGCAUUACACCAUCACGCUGUGUUCAAGAUGGAGUCUUCGGUCAAGACUCAUGGACGAAGACAAACGGGGGUUGCAUCACCAGAGAUUUCAAUGGUUUUACACCUGACAUCAUUGCUGUCUACUUGACUCUGCUUCAUCCUCCCACCGUUGAUGGCUUCAACAUUUUCGAGAGGGAUCUUCGAAUUAACCUCCACGACACAGUUCACUGUAGGAUAGGCGGUGACAUGUGUCUUGUCACCUCAGCUGAAGCUCCCGAAUUCUUCCUUCAUCAUGGCUUUAUCGACAAGAUCUGGUCAGAUUGGCAAGAAAAAAGCAGAGAUCAUUUGACAGCCCACUUUCGUAAUAUAACGAACCCAAUGAUUGGAACAGGGUACCGACCUGGAGAUUUUCUCGACAACUCAAAUCUUCCCGAUGUUGAAAGGCCAGGAUGGCCAACCUGUGUUUUAUACGACGACCCCAAAAAUCCUGUCUACCGGCAGGUCAUGCAGCGUCUUCAAGGAAUGACACGCGAGCAAAUUCUUGAAAUCCCUCGGCACUCGUUUAAGCCUCUUACUGGUCGCCAAAUGAGGUUUUUCCAUAUCAGUCCACAGGAGCAAAACCAAGCCAGACAAGAUCUGCGAGAAUUGGAACCACGCCACCAGCUUAGGGGGGAGGCUGGACUUACCGGAAUGGACAGGAACAUUGGUUUCAAGAUGGAGUCUCUUUCUGCGACUUUUAGAAAGAAGCGUUCAGUUAUUAAAAAUAAGUAA
Molecule: messenger RNA, 5570 nt
Organism: Pocillopora damicornis (cauliflower coral)
Lineage: Eukaryota; Metazoa; Cnidaria; Anthozoa; Scleractinia; Pocilloporidae
Molecular function (GO): calcium ion binding
Source: RefSeq, a predicted model, not a curated record